CUGCAGGUUAGAUUGGGGAGAGCAACGAAGACGAAAAGCCUGAAACCAGGACCAUAUCAGGAGUAAAAAUCAAACCAAUCCUUCACAAUGUUGAUGAGGUCCCACUCUGAAAGAAGAGCCCUCCCUGGGUUCUCAGCCUUGCUGUCCUCUAGUUUUUCCAAACAGUGGACUGUGACCUCUUCAUCCUCCUUGUCCUUCACCCCACAAAAACCUCUCUACACACCUCCAGCUCCUGCUUUGCCUCCUCCAUGGGUGACUCAGGCUCUUUCAAAUCUGGAGCAAGGAGAGCAAGAACUUCAGAGCCUCAAGGAGCGACAACAAGCUGAAGUGGAAGAGGUCAACCGGGAAUUGGACAACGCCAUGAUUGAGGCUCAGCGGGAAGAGCGGCGCCUUCUCACAAAAAUUGAGCAGGACCACAGGGAAGCCCAGCGACACCUCAGUCAAGUGAAAAGGGAGAAUGCUGCAGCUGUAAGGGUUGUCCAGUCACUUCUUGAUCAGCAACUUCGAAAAAUUGGACAGAUUAGGGAACAGAUUCAAAGAUGGGGAAGUACGGCUGGUGAAGCUAAUAAACAUCAAUUACAAAAAGGUGUUACGGAGGUCACUCAACCAUGGGAAAUCUCUUUAACCCUUAAAAGGGCUAUAUUCACACCAACUUUCCAAUCCAAAGCCUUAGAUUUUGGAGAAGUGGAGGUUCAUGAGAAGAGUAUGGCCUACCCUGUUGGUGUGUGUGGCUUCCAGGGACAGAAGUGCCCCUUACAUUCGGGUGAUAGAGCACUCUCAAACGUGAUUCCACUUGAAAUUCGAAAGGAACCAAAACCAGCAAGAGGUGGGAAAAGGUGCAGUGUAGAGGAGAACACCAGCAAGGGCUGCGUUGCCUAUAAGACCAAUCUGUCGAGCUCAACUGAAAACAAUGAAGAAAUAAAGUCCUCGAAGUCCCCAACACCAAGAUCCUACGGUAUUUCUGAGUCCUCCCAAGAUGAAGAUGCAGGAUCUGCGUGUUCUGACCUAUUCCUUGACAACCCACCGAUCUCCAGCCAAGGUGAAUCAGAGGGUGAUGAAUCAGAUGGGAGACAAAGUAAAACCAAGAGGCGCAUCACCAUGAAAGGCAAAAGAAGACACAAGGCCUUGGUCUCAUGUGAAGAAUUAUCCUACUCUCCUAAAGGAAGUGAGGACAAAAGCAGGGAUUCGUCUACAUCUCCAAAGACUACUCGCAAGAGCUUACUGUCCAAGCAAAGUCUUUCUAAAAGACAUCUCGCUCUUUCAGAACAAUGCCUCUUGAGAAAGAAGAGCUCAAACGAAUCAUCAGUGGACAGUGAAAGCCCUUCAUCUCCCAUUGAAAGUGAAGAUUCCUAUUCCACCUACACAGUUAACACUCCAAUUAAUGGAUCUCUGAAGCAAGAGCGCUGCCGUUCAUUGUCUACAACUGACCUCUCGAGCAAGUUACGCCCUUUGAUAAAUGGAAACAAGACCGAAUGUAGAAAAGUUAGAAAAGUCAACAGGUUACGUCUUACCUCUGAACCAUCAACUUUCAACAAACUAGAAUCUGACAAAGAAAUGGCAGAUUCUAUCAAGGUACCGUCUGCUACCCAAACCUGUGUUCCACAGAGUUUGAGUGUCAAACAAGUGAUCAGAUCUCAGUCUCUGUCAGCAAUUGAAGGUGAUGAGUUACAUGAACAUAAAGAACAAGAACGAUACAAGUAUGACAGUGAAGCAAUUUGGCCAGACUUGAAGAACACAAAGGAAGAUGGAGGUUCUACAGCUCUGGACUCAGCUUACCUUGUCAAGCAGUUUGGAAAACAAGGUUCUGGCCGAACUGACUUCAACCUGCCAAGCGGUGUCCAUGCAACCGUUAGAGGGCAGCUGUUUGUGGUGGACUGCGGCAAUGCUCGAAUUCAAGUGACGGAUCUCAACAAAAAUGUGGUACAACAAGUGUCUCCCUCAGGAUCAGAAAGGUCUUCCCGAAUCUGCAACUACUUUGACGUGGCGGUAAACUCAAAGGGACUGAUCGCCUUGACCUGCGCUGCGGAGCGAGCUUUGCUGGUGUUCAAUCGACACGGACGAUUCCUGCAAACGUUUGGAGGCACAGCGAUUGGUUCCACCAACGAGGGGCUGGAUGCUCCCAGAGGGGUCACCGUAACGAGUCAAGAUGAUUUCUUAGUUGCUGACAUCAAACGUGGCACCCUGACGGUUCUGAAACUGGACCCCAAAACUGGGGCCAGGUUAGAGCGCACGGUAGUAACUGGAUACCACAGACCCUACCUUGUAGCAGCCUGCCUUACAACUGGACUAAUGGCUAUAUCUGAACGAGGCAAUGAGUCUGGACGAGUUCCUUGCAUUCGAGUCCUGGAGCCUGGCUGGAACACUAUACAAAUCCUCGGAGUGUGCUCUGGGAUGGGGCCUGUCCUCACCUGCCCGUGGGGCCUUUGCAUUGACAGCGAUGGCGAUGUCUUGGUGGCAGACUGGGGCAAGGAGCGCCACUGUGUUUUUAUCUAUCCCUCCAAGGGGGUUGGGUGGCCUCUGGUGUCCGAAAAUCUCAACAGUCCACGGGGUCUCGCACUUCUCCCAGAUGGGCACGUGGUGGUGUCGGACAGCAUGAAUCACUGCGUCAAAAUCUACCGCUACAAGUGAACUUCUCAGUACAGUCAAGGCAGGACUAGUCAUAACCAAAUGCUACACUAAUACGAGUUGAAUUUGCCUCUAUCUCUACCUCUUUAAUGUUUAAAAUGUUUGUGUAGAAAACAAUUGAUAAUUUUGUCAUGGUUAAAAUAUAACGCAUUUUUCGCACUAUAAGUCGCUCUGGAGUAUAAGUUGCAGCAGUAAGAAUAUGCAUAAUAAAGAAGAAAAAACAGGUUGCUCUGGAGGAUAAGUCUCACUUUUAAGGAAAUUUAAUGAACAGAAUUUGGGACCAAGAACAGACAUUGCAUCUUGAAAGGUAAUGCUUAUAAGUGGAAUAGAGAGCAAAAGGCUUAAUAUCUGUAGUCUUCGCUAAAGUUACACGUGGAUGCCUAUUUAGCUACAUAGAUCAAAGUUGCUAAACAGUCAACCAAAACUCUCAAUAUCAUUUAUAAUCACUAAAUCCAUUCAGCCAACCCAAAAGUUAGACAAAAUGAUGCAUCUUCUUUUGCAAGGCUGUAAUCAGACUCUGCAUCAGUUCCAAAGAUUCUUGCCUUUCCAGAUCAAUUUCUGGUGGAAUAUUUCAAAACUUGCAGUUUGCAAUUUUCAGAAUAAAUUUAGAGAGCAUUUUUUUUGUUCAGUCUUUCUAAAUUGUCUUUAUAGGUUAGUAGUAUCGUUAAAAUUUUACAUUUUAGUGGAAUUAGAGUAACAGAUACUGAUACCAUUGGCUGUUUAUACAGAACUGGACUGAACUAGUGAGACGUCUCCCACAGAAAAUGACUUAGAUUGUGUCCGAAUUCCCCCUAAUCACUAUAUAGUGUGUUCGCCAUUUUCUAGUGUGUCCGAAUCUACUAAUUCCAAAAUCGAGUGCACUCGAUAUUUCCCAGAAGUCUUUGCG
Messenger RNA from Oryzias melastigma (Indian medaka), 3511 nucleotides. RefSeq lists its product as uncharacterized. NCBI's taxonomy places the organism in Eukaryota, Metazoa, Chordata, Actinopteri, Beloniformes, Adrianichthyidae. Bases 88 to 2628 code for a protein of 846 amino acids. The record is from RefSeq and is a predicted model, not a curated record. The transcript is spliced from 2 exons. Gene Ontology annotation, biological process: negative regulation of translation; protein polyubiquitination; proteasome-mediated ubiquitin-dependent protein catabolic process. Gene Ontology annotation, molecular function: ubiquitin protein ligase activity; protein binding; translation repressor activity.